GUCUAAAGUAACAUUCAAGAUCACUCUCACUUCAGACCCCAAACUUCCCUUCAAAGUAUGCUGAGGUCCUGCGCUCUGUGUUGAAGUUGCAUCGCUUUAUCAUGGAUACAGCUGUAGUGCGACAAUUUCUCGACUUCUUCCAAGACUUUCUGAGCUUGUGUCAGUCUGAAAACUGGCCAAAUAAUGAUACAAGCGAGGCUGAAAUGAAAAAUGCCUUUUUGAUAUCUCAACACAUUGAAAAUUGUCUUGAUAAGCUGCAAAAGCGGAAUAUACUCAAUGAGUUUCUUUCUACUGUGAAUAGUAACCAAGAUGUGCCUAAUGCAUUCCUUAAAAGUUGUUUCUCUGACCCACCAAAGUACAUUUUGAAAAAAAUAAUCAAUUCCAAUACAAAAAUAAACCAAAUGGACAUAGGGUUUAAGUUGUUUCUUGAAAUGUUUAGUGAAGAGAAAUUAGAAAACUGUUUGACAGAAUUGAUGCUAGAAGCAGCAUCCAAAGAGACCCUGCUUAGGAACUUGCCACAAGAGAUACCUAAAGGGAAAAUCCUGGAAUUGAAAAGCAAGUUAUUUCUGUCUGAGAUGAGCAGUUGUGAGAACCCUCCGGAGUCAUUUGCAGCGAUGUUUGACACCUGCAACCAAGACACGGUAGAGUUGAUAGUAGUUAGUUUAAUUAACGAUGAUAUUCAUUACUUGAGUGCUGUUAAUGCUAUAGUUAACUUAUUAUUAGAUGUUUUGAAGGGCAGAAAAUUUACACAUAAGAAUUUUUGGAAGUAUCUUUUCGAUGUUGAUGAGGAAUAUUUUUUAAAGAUGUGUCUCAUGCACAGUGAGUUGUUUAAAAUAGUGGUAAAGGCAUUAUUAGAUUGUGGUAUGCUGCUUCGAGAGCAGAUGUCUGCAGAAUGUUUCUACAUAGACCUCACAUAUUCAGAAUUGGCAAGAAAUGUAAGAAAAAUAUGUUCAAAUGAAAACUUAAAGUAUGAGUUCUUUGAUAUUGUUAAUGAGAAUAAAUCUGAUUUAGCAUUCUGGGAAAAUAUUGUAUCAUGAUUAGUAUUAGUUUAUUUUUUUAUUUGUAAUUAUAAGAAUUUUUUGUUUAGUUAAUGUAAUUAAAUUAAAAUGUGGAU
Ostrinia furnacalis (Asian corn borer) is the source of this 1114-nucleotide messenger RNA. It is a transcript of the gene Ufm1, whose product is annotated as Ubiquitin-fold modifier 1. The record is from RefSeq and is a predicted model, not a curated record. The transcript is spliced from 2 exons. Gene Ontology annotation, biological process: protein K69-linked ufmylation. Lineage: Eukaryota; Metazoa; Arthropoda; Insecta; Lepidoptera; Crambidae. Bases 102 to 1037 code for a protein of 311 amino acids. Gene Ontology annotation, cellular component: nucleus; cytoplasm.